Molecule: messenger RNA, 3196 nt
Organism: Xenopus tropicalis (tropical clawed frog)
Lineage: Eukaryota; Metazoa; Chordata; Amphibia; Anura; Pipidae
Gene: foxn4
Product: forkhead box N4
Biological process (GO): atrioventricular canal development; regulation of DNA-templated transcription; heart looping
Cellular component (GO): nucleus
Molecular function (GO): DNA binding; DNA-binding transcription factor activity; sequence-specific DNA binding
Source: RefSeq, marked provisional
GAACACAGUGCCCUGGAGCCACAGAGCUGCUCACUCCCUGCAGGUUCCCUGCUCACUCAUCAUACCAGAGACCUACGCCUGGGACAUUUAGGAGAUGAUAGACAGUGAUAUCUCUGCUAUAAUGUCUGGAAUAAUAAGGACAUCAGGGCAGAAUCAUCACCCACAAAGCCAAGAAUACAGGCAUAUGCACCCCUCUCAAAUGGGAGAAGAGGAUCUUCCCAAUGACCUGCAAUCUUUGUCAUGGCUGACCUCUGUGGACGUCCCUAGGUUACAGCAGAUGACCACUGCAAGGAUGGAUUACAGUCACACUUCCCAGAAUUCUUUGAUGCAGCAGUCAGGGCAUUUGGCAAGUAAUGUGCACUCACCUGGAACCAUGAUCCACAUUCCAGCAAGUAUGCAACAGGGGAUUCUCGGUCUGAAUACGUUAACAUCACAUGGGUCUAAUAUGAGCCAAUACAACAUGGCAGGACAUGUGUCUCCUAGUUUGCAGGCUCAGCAGCCUGUGUACCAACCUCAUUCACAGCAAAUCUAUGCACUGUCCCAAGGGUCCCAGUGUUCCUCCGCGAAUUUGUACAACAGUUCUUACAGGGCACAAGCUCAGUUUACACAGCCACGCCUUGCAGCUCAUCCUACACAGGAAGUGCAGCCCAAGAGCUACCCCAAACCCAUCUAUUCAUACAGUUGCCUUAUUGCAAUGGCCUUGAAAAACAGCAAGACUGGAAGCCUACCAGUGAGUGAAAUCUACAGUUUUAUGAAGGAUCAUUUUCCAUAUUUUAAGACGGCUCCAGAUGGCUGGAAGAACUCCGUUCGACAUAAUCUGUCCCUAAACAAGUGCUUUGAAAAGGUGGAGAAUAAAUUAAGUGGAUCUUCACGCAAAGGGUGCUUGUGGGCCCUGAACCCAGCUAAGAUUGAUAAAAUGGAAGAGGAGAUGCAGAAAUGGAAAAGGAAGGAUCUUCCAGCUAUACGCAGGAGCAUGGCUAACCCAGAUGAACUGGACAAACUUAUCAUGGACAGACCAGAGAGUUGCAAAGCUCCUAGUAAAUUGGUGGAACCAGAAGUUCAAGCUAUGACAGCCAUAGGCAACAUCCCAGGCAGGAUUCCCCAGCACCAGCCACAUCCUGUCAUGACUUUGUCAUUACAAUCCAUUCCCUUGCACCAUCAGAUCCAGACCCAGGCCAGGAUAGCAUCAGGUUCUCCAGCCCCAGCACAGAGCCCUCCUGUUCACUCUGUUCCAGACAUGACCCACAGUCCCCUUCAACAGCACAUCAUGAGCAGGGCUGCUUCUGACUUUCUUAGCCUCACCUCAGACAUGAACACAGAGGUUGAUGCCCUUGAUCCUAGCAUCAUGGACUUUGCGCUACAAGGAAACAUAUGGGAGGACAUGAAGGAUGAGAGCUUCAGUCUGGACACAUUAGGAGCCUUCAGCAAUUCCCCUCUCCAACUUUCAGACUGUGAUUUGGGAACCAUUGGCCUAACCCCUGUGUCUAGCAGUGGGGAUCAUUCUUUCUCAGACUUUCAGGUUACCAGCCUGUAUACUACAUAUCCAGCUAUGGAAAAUGUGGCACCUUCCCAGUGUGUGACUGGAUCAGGAACCAAGCCUAUAGCUUUGCUUUAAUAGUUGGACAUCAUGCAUUUAAAGCCACUGUGAUGACUUCUGGGUGCAGUGCCAGGGGUGAAGAUGAGCAACUGAUGGUGUUUAGGGUGCUUUAUGAAUACUGGGAAACGAAACACUUGCACAAUCCACCCUGCCGCCAGCAAUCUGCAAAACAAGAAGCCUCCUGAACGACACAAAGCAUCAUUUUUUCAUUUUUACUGUACGGUUAUUAUUGCCAUUGCUGCCUCUAGAUCUAGUUUUUCAGUUGGACAUAAAAUUAAAAUAUUGCAGAAAUAUUUUUGGUGAAAUCAGUGUUGCAUAUCCAGGGUUAAAUGAAUAUUCCAUAGAUGAAGGCAAUUCCCUUGGUUUCUAAAAACAUUUUCUACUCUACUGAAUUUUACUGCACAGUAAAACACACAAUGUUCAACUUUUGGUGUUAAAGAGACACUGUCAACAACAAAAAGGACACAUAUGAAAGAUACAGAUAUAUAAAAUUAUUGCAUUGCUUGUCCUGCUGUAGUUCCAUUAGUAUCUACAACAGUAAAUGUCACCUACUCAUGCACUUCCAGUUUGGGAACCUUUCUGUAUCAGAAGGGCUUUUUUACUGCACUGCUGUGUGUAGCUUCCAUGCUUUCUCUUACUUACACACAGUCUAAUCAAUCAAGUAACACUCCCAAGAAAACUUCUUACAUUUUGGCUUUAGAAUUUUAUUGUUCCAGAUCCAACAGGGAUGCAGCUUUAACUAUUUUUAAUUGUGUGCUUAUAAACCCUCCUUUAAAAUUUACAAUUUCUAGAUAAUUUCACCGUCUAGCCAUGUACCCAGUGACUAACCUUGAUAUUACAUACUUAAAAAGGUACAGAAUAAAAAGUCCAAGUAGGUUGGACCUGGUUUUUGUUACAGCAGUUCUGUUUGCCAAGAAAUAAUAUACUAGUGAGUUUUUGUGACAAAAUCUAUUUAUUUUUUAUCAUUUUUAGAAGGAGCUUUUCUUAAAUUGUUACAUUUUUGAAAGAUUUGCAUAAAGCACCCAAAAGUAUCAAUACUGUGUGUUAGCAGUGCCUCCUGAACAAUUCCUGGCGGCCAUAAGCUGCCCAGUAGCUUUGGAACCCUGCCAAGCAGACACUGAGUUAAAAUGGAGGUAGUGCUUUAUUUGAAUAUAUAACAUAAGGUAUAGGUCAAUUUUCUGGAUUCACACCUGUUUCUCAAAUUGAGAUCUUUAUUUCCACCUUUCGAAACAAACUGGCAACAAGUAUUCCAACUAGCAAUUUACACAUAUAAAUUUGUAUUGUAUACAGCAACUCAUUCAGAACCUGGGAGCCUUUCAUUACUUUGGCCUGAUUUUUAUUUUUGUUUCGAGCUGAAAAAAAAAAAUCACUCUGUACAAAUUGUAGAAUUAUCCUUUUUCCUCAAACUUUUUUCCAUGUUCCUAGAAUAGUUUAUGUGCAUGUUCAUCUUUUUAUACAUUUUAAUAUUGUACUAGGCAGUAUUAUAUGUACAUUUAUUUAUAUUUAUUAUUGUGAACAAACCUUUGUAAAUUAAGCAGUUAAUUAUUUUGUUAAAUGUUGCCGCUCAUUUUGUAUCUUUAGUAAAGAUAUCUUUAUGUA